AUGCUGGCACUGAUAACAGCAUUUGCCGCCACUUUAUAUAUACUGGGAGUGGGCAUUUUCGCUUUCUUCACUGUGUGCACGUUACGUGACGAUGUCAAUCACGGGUUAUUCACCGGUGUCUUGCGCAGAUUUCUGUUCUGGUCAGAACUGUUUUGCUCCACCUUGGCGGAAGUGCCUUUGCAUCUCAUUGUAAUGCGUCUUGUAUGCAUCAAGGUCUCCCAACUCUUUGGCGCGUUCGAUUACACGUUGGCACGAUGUGCUUAUUUUAUUGACAACCUGACCAUGUUCGGUCUCACUGUAUUAUUUAUUGAAAGCAUACGCGAAAAUGAAGUCGUUGAAAAAGUCAUUAAAGAAUUUUGCCAGAGACAAGCCCUGGAUUCCGUUGCCAGCAAGUUAAGGCUUCCCAAUUUCGGUCGUCUUUUAAAUCCCGUUUGGCGUCCGCAAAAUGUGCUAAUUUAUCCAGACAUUUCAUAUGCAACCCAUGAGGAAAAACUGAAGGCAAUCAAGGAUGCUGGUAAUGAUUAUGGUCAGCCAAGAAAAAUGCUUCUGGAUAUCUACACAUCGACGGAAAAAUCUUCGGGAUUACGACCUGUGUUGGUACACGUGCAUGGCGGUGCCUGGAAGACAGGAUCGAAAAAUAUAUUUUAUCCUCAUGAGCAAGUUUUAUUAUCGGAGAACAACUGGGUCAUUGUCAAUAUUGGAUAUAGAUUGGCACCAAAAAAUGCUUAUCCAACGCAUUUGAAAGAUGUCAAACGAGCUCUGCGCUGGGUCAAACGUAACAUUAGCUGUUACGGUGGAGAUCCCGAUUUUGUGGUUCUAAGUGGUGAUUCCGCAGGCGCACAUCUUGCUGCAAUGACCGUCUUUACGGAAAAUGAUGCGCAAUAUCAAGAAGGUUUUGAAGAUGUCGAUACUUCAGUGCGUGGUUUAAUCAGUUUCAGCGGUGCACUGGACAUUUCCAGUGAUCCUCGUCGAGGAGAAUUCUUUACACGUGAAGUUGCACGCAUGGAAAAAAUUGAUGCCGAGUUCCUGAGCUCUCAUUCUCCUAUCGAUUUGCUGGAAAAGGCCAAAGCAGAAAAUAAAAUUGUGCCUACGCUUCUUAUCGCCGGUGCUCAAGAUAGCUUGAUCAACAGUUCCACGAGUGAAAAAUUCAAAGACUGUUACAACAAAGUGAUUGGCAGCGACAAACCAAUGCAACAAUGUACUUUAUUGACAUUACGCGCCGGGCAUCAUAUCUCCUACAUUAGCUGGUCUCCUCGUUCAUUUUAUGUCACUAAACUGAUACAAACCUGGUGUGACCACCUGUAUGAGAAAAAUAAAUAA
Molecule: messenger RNA, 1320 nt
Organism: Radiomyces spectabilis
Lineage: Eukaryota; Fungi; Mucoromycota; Mucoromycetes; Mucorales; Radiomycetaceae
Product: Alpha/Beta hydrolase protein
Exons: 9
Coding region: 1-1320 (439 amino acids)
Source: RefSeq, a predicted model, not a curated record